UUUGGUCCCCUGAGCGACCAAGACAGAAUAUUUACCAACUUAUAUGGUCGGUAUGAUUGGAGACUCAAGGGAGCACUCAAAAGAGGAGACUGGUACAAGACUAAGGAGAUCAUAUUGAAGGGGCAGGACUGGAUCCUGAAUGAGGUGAAGGUCUCUGGUCUGCGGGGCAGAGGGGGUGCGGGAUUCCCCACCGGCAUGAAGUGGAGUUUCAUGAACAAACCCAGUGAUGGCAGGCCCAAGUAUUUGGUUGUGAAUGCGGACGAGGGGGAGCCCGGGACGUGCAAGGACCGCGAGAUAAUGCGCCACGACCCCCAUAAGCUGAUCGAGGGCUGCCUGGUGGCGGGGAGAGCCAUGGGAGCCCGAGCUGCGUACAUCUACAUCAGAGGAGAGUUUUACAACGAGUCGUCAAACCUGCAGCUGGCCAUUAAUGAGGCCUACAAGGCCGGGCUGGUAGGGAAGAACGCCUGCGGCUCAGGGUUCGACUUUGAUGUGUUUGUGAUGCGCGGAGCUGGCGCGUACAUCUGCGGAGAGGAGACCGCUCUCAUCGAGUCCCUGGAAGGCAAGCAAGGGAAGCCUCGUCUCAAACCGCCUUUCCCUGCAGACAUAGGCGUGUUUGGUUGCCCCACCACCGUGUCUAACGUGGAGACGGUUGCCGUGGCGCCUGCCAUCUGCCGUCGUGGGGGAGCUUGGUUUGCCAGCUUCGGGAGAGAGAGGAACUCGGGCACCAAGCUGUUCAAUAUCUCGGGUCACGUGAACACCCCGUGCACGGUGGAGGAGGAAAUGUCCAUUCCUCUGAGAGAGCUGAUCGAGAGGCACGCAGGAGGAGUGAGGGGCGGCUGGGACAAUCUUUUAGGAGUGAUCCCAGGCGGGUCCUCCACUCCCAUCAUCCCCCGACAUGUUUGCGAUGAUGUUCUGAUGGAUUUCGAUGACCUGGUUCGUGCAGAGACCGCCCUGGGAACUGCAGCUGUCAUAGUCAUGGAUAAAUCGACUGACGUGAUCCGAGCCAUAGCACGUUUGGUGGAGUUCUAUAAGCAUGAGAGCUGUGGUCAGUGCACCCCCUGCAGAGAGGGAGUGGACUGGAUGGAUAAAAUGAUGUGGAGGUUUGUGCAAGGAAACGCUGCAGUUUCAGAGAUCGACAUGAUUUGGGAGCUCAGCAAACAGAUUGAGGGACACACAAUUUGUGCCCUGGGGGAUGGAGCUGCCUGGCCAGUGCAGGGCCUGAUUCGUCACUUCCGGCCAGUCAUGGAGAGCCGCAUUGCUCAGUAUAGCCAGGAAAACCGUCCAAGGGAGCCAGGAAUUGAGAUGGUCUAA
This is a messenger RNA of Menidia menidia (Atlantic silverside), 1311 nucleotides long. The record is from the annotation of a GenBank genome assembly. NCBI's taxonomy places the organism in Eukaryota, Metazoa, Chordata, Actinopteri, Atheriniformes, Atherinopsidae.